Castor canadensis (American beaver) is the source of this 6860-nucleotide messenger RNA. The record is from RefSeq and is a predicted model, not a curated record. NCBI's taxonomy places the organism in Eukaryota, Metazoa, Chordata, Mammalia, Rodentia, Castoridae.
AUGAAAGAACACAUCAUCUAUCAGAGGCUUUAUGGAUUGGUUGUCAUGUCAAGUUUCAUGUUUCUAUCAGAUACACUUUCACUAAAAGGAAAAAAGCUGGAUUUUUAUGGAAGACAUGACACAUAUGUCAGCUUGGCCAACACCAUUCCUGAGCUCAGCCGAUUCACUGUAUGCAUUGAUCUGGUGAGCAUGGUUGACAAGUCAAGUUAUUGGAUGGCCUUCUCCUAUAUUACUAAGAGCACCAUCCUGGGCAGAGAAGUCAUAGAUCUUGGACUUGCAGGGGACCAUCAGCAGCUAAUCCUAUACAACUUGGGCAAGACCUUUUAUAUCAGACGCCGCCUGACUCCACUUCAAUGGCAUACGGUAUGCUUGAUAUGGGAUGGUGCAAAAGGAAGAUUAGAGCUCUUCCUGGAUAAAGAAAGGAUACUAGUAAUAAUGGACCGGCCACACAGCCUGACACCUAAUGGGACUCUGGUCUUAGGACACUUUCCCAAGAAUAGAGAGAAUCAGGUUCAAAGCAGGAGACUUCACUUUACUGGCAGCUUGUACUACUUUCAACUCUGGGACCGCGUCCUGGAAAAAGAGGAGUUUAUGAAGUGUUUGGAUGGAAAUAUAGUUAGUUGGGAAGAAGAUAUUUGGCUUGUCCACAAGAUCAUCCCAACUCCUGACAGGAGACUCCGCUGCUUUGUUUUUGAAAAUAUGACAGUUCAAGAAAGAAGUACAACUCUUUCACAGCAAAUAGAUUUGACAAUUCCCUCCCAAAUCACUGGACUGAAACCACAAGAGACUAUACAUUCCUCUACAGUGAUGUCAAAAAGCAUGCCUGUGUUCGUAACUGAUUACACAACCAUAUCAUAUUCCAAUACAAUAUCUCCACCUCUGGCUACAAUGACUGUAUCAAAAAUUUUAAACACAUCCUUAUCUGGGACAGCUACAUUUGCAGAUAUCUUGUCUACUUCAAUAGCCACCACUUUGCCUACCCAGAGUACAUCCAUACAUGCUACCACUGGUUCCAUGAAAAUAACUAAAUACCCAUCUUCAGAGAGCACAAGGACAACAAAAAUGGUGGAAGCCAUAGCUACUGAGAAAUUUCAUCCAACUACAGCUACUAAUUUCUUUUCCACGUCAGGAUUUAUCAAAAAUUCCUUUGUAUCUAAAACUUCAGCAACCGAAUCUCAGUCAGCCAUUAUGAAGACAACUUUAUUCUCAACUACUGAGUCAACAUCCAAUUCUACAACAUCUUGGCCAAAACACAAAUCCACAGAUUUUGCAGCACUCUCUAUCUCCGCAUCUGCACAGGAAUAUCUUAUAGCUACAGCUGUGAGCACUGUACCUUGGUCCACAGUAGAAGAAACUACAGCUAUAACUACUGGGACUGGGAGUUCAUCAGCCUUCACGCCUGAGUCUCUGCUCACCUCCACAGCUGCUCCCAUGAAUUCUGAAGUUCCUAGAAAUCAGACAUCGUCAACACUGGCUACGCCUGAUAUGGAAGUAACAUUUACAGUUCAUUCAGUGAGGCCUAUUGAGACCACGCCUGUCCUAAGAACAGCAGAAACAGAAUUGGCAUCUCCAAAAUUCCAGGGUGUCUCUUUGCCCAGCAUGGAGGAUGCCAUGUCUACUUCCAUGCCCAAAGAGACCUCUUCCAUGGCCCUUUAUCCCAUGACUUCCUCUAUAGUCAUUGGAACUCAGAGUGUACAGAUGGUUACUGAUGCUGAGAGUACACAUACAGCCUUAACUCCUGGAAUCACACUUGCACCUACAGUGGCCGAAACUAUGCUCUCCCCCACAAGUGCAAGGCCUGUGUGUACCCAGAAUACACCCACAGCUGGUGAUCAUAUGCUUACUCUGACUCCCACUAAAUCAGCUUCCACACCUGAGGCAUCUGAAUCAGUUCCUGCAUCUGUAACUGAUGAAACAGCCCAUUGGUUCUCCACCAACAAGACCACUUGGACUUCUAGGCCAGGCCAGACCCUACUGACAUCUACUAAUUCGCCUACCAUACUUACAGUUGUACCUAAUGAAAAUUUCACAUCAGCAUUUCAUGACAAUACUACUAACACAGAAAUUUCAUCCACAGGUAUUAAUAUCGCCCCACCAGAAGCAUCCACAGAGAGCAAGGCUACCGCCAGCACUGAUGCUACUGCAGCCAGAUAUACAACCGCUCUAUUCAAAUCGACAUCUCCACAGUUUGCUGACUUCUCCAGUGUUUCUGAAACCACAUCUGUCACCAGUCUGCCUGAGUUUAAAGUCACCACCUUACUACUGAAAACUAUCCCUGUGUCCACAGUAGCUGUAAGUGAACAUUCUCUAAUACCGAGGGAGACAGUUGUUCCAUCAGUAGCUACCACUGCUGAUAUGAAACGAAAUCUUUCAACUGAAGAGAGCACUUCUGAGACCACACAAGCAGAAACAAAUGGUACAAGCACAUCUGUUGAUACAACGACCCCUGUACCAAAGACUGCAACAACACCAAGAGUCAAUGCCACUGUGAUGAGAAAAGAAACAACUUCCCAUCAUCUUGGGGAAACAUCAACGAUAGCAACAGUAGCUGAGGCUUCUCCAUUUUCAGCAGUGCUGGAAGAAGCAACAGAUGAAUCAUCACAAACAGCUUCUGUCACCUUUUCUCCUUUUCCUGAUACAGAAAAAUUAACAACCACAUUGGAUAAUAAAAUUGUAACUUCUGAGAUGGGAUGGAGUUGGUUUUCGACAAAACUGAUGAAAAGUACACCUAAGAAUUCAUACAAUGGAACUACAGAAAUAUUGAAUUCCACCCAUACCUAUACCACACCUUGGACUUCAGAGACACCUGAGGGAAAUUCAACUCCAUCUCCCACUUCUGGGAGUACUCAGACAUUCAAUCCCCUGGGUGCUUCCACCACAAGCAUAUUGGAAACUAGUUUCAGCACUGCUCCUACAGACAGAACAGCUAUGUCCUUGUCUGCCAGUAUCUUGCCUGCACAGACUACAGCUCUGCAUUUCUCAGCAACCACUACUCCUGUUACCCAUACAGUCUCACCACCAAAUAAUAUCUCUGUGGUCACCUCUGUGGUGGUGUCUGAUGAGAAUAAGGUGACCACGCCAGAGCCUUCUACUGUGGCCAUCGAUUUCUCCACAUCUGUGCUCUCAGAUGUUUCCACUCUGUCAUCAGCUACAAUGACCACAGCAUCAGGAACACCACUGGGCAAAACAGCUUCCACAACUAGCAAUACCUUGUCUACCCACAGAGACUCACUUUAUACCACUUCAGAGGCCACAGUGAUCUCUGCCACAAUGACAUUCACAGCAGCUCCCUCACUGAAAAAAACUCUGGUACCCUCCCUGAGACCCCUCACUCCUAUGACAACAAAGGCUAAGUCCACCCUUCCUUCCACCUCAACUGGAACAGUAACUCCAUCCAUACACACUCUUCUCUGCUCAAAACCGCCCCCUGACAACAUUCCUAUCGUGACCUCUGCUCAUGUGAUCUCAACUACAGCUACACCAGUAGCAACUCAACCCGUAUCGCAAGUGGAGGAGACUUCUACCCCUGCUCUUAGCUUUCCGUAUACUUCCAGUGGUGGAGAAGAUGUUGUUAGCUUAGCUACCGGCACCACACAGACCUCUACUGUUGAUGCGACCAUGCCCUCACACACCUCAGCCAACAAGCUUGCUACCUUAGGAGGCAUUCACAUUUCUCCAUCUUCCAAACUUCCUGUAAACACACAGGUCUCCACCCAACUGGUGACUGGCACCUCUACUUCAUCUUCUGACAAAGAGCAGAUGACCAUCUCUCUGGGGAAAACCCCUCGAACUAUGCAAGUGACAGAAAUUUCUCCAUCCAAGGAUUCUUUCAUUUCCUACUCUCAGACCACUUCAGACUUGGAAAUGACAGAUAUGGGAUUCUCUGAGACCACAGAAAUUUCCAACCACCAAACACAUUUAUCUACAGAGAUUCCACUUGGGACUUCACCUGAUGGAAAUUCAGCUGUACCUUCCACUUCUGCGAGCACACAGAGUAUACAUAUCUUGACCUCAAGUAACACAGUGGAUGUUCAUAUUUCAGAAAUGUCUACCAGUCUUGAGAAAACAUCUCUCCCUUCACAGGCUCUGACAAUAACGAAAAUUUUACCUCCUGAAAAAGAAAGUGCAAGUGUCCUUUCAGUGUCCUUGGAAAGUGUUAGUUGUGGAAAGUGUCCUUUCCACACUCCCAAGAGUGUGGAAAUGAUAGUAAGUUCCUCCUCUGUGACUCACCCUGUCUCCACUGUCCAGGAUACUUCAUUUGCAAAUAUCACAACCUCAAGAACAACCAUCAGCACAAGUCUUUCACACUUGUCUUCACUUAAGACUCAACCUGAGGUGACUUCAGUUGCUUCUUCCAUUUCUGAAAGCACUCAGGCUUUCCCUAAGUCCCUGAUGCCUUCCACAACUGGACUAUCUAAUGCCAAUUUUACAGUUAACUCUAAUGAUGGGAUCACUACAGCUGUUUCUGUUCCAAAUGCACCUACAACACUCUCUGGGGAAACCUCUUUGGAAACGUCAAUUCCUAUUUACAAGAUGUCUCCAUCACCAGUUAAUGUCACUGCCUUCGCCUCCAAAAAUGUUUCCACUACUCCCACAAUACUAAUAACUAAACCUUCUAAAACAACACGGCCAGGUUGUUUGAAAAGUCCCUCUGUAGCUACCUCUGGGCCUUUGUCUGAGAUGUCCUCAAUGCCAGUUAAUGACUCUGCUUUUUCACCUACAGUGGUUUCUUCUGACACUUCCAGGGAAGUUGGGUCAUUUUCUACUUUAUUGUCUUCAACUACCCCCAGGACUACCAUGAACAUACAAACAUCUACAUUGGCUGUCACACCUGUGACAUAUGCUGGGCCUACUUCCAAAAAAAGUUCAGUGAUUUCCUCUGCUUUCACUAACUCAGAAAUGACAAACAUGUCUUCCAAGAUCACACCUACAUCUGUUUUUGCUCCAACAGAACCAACUUUUCCAUCCACAAAAACCAUUUCAACCAUGGCUAGGGUAGUGACUUCAGAUGUAGGUACCACUGCCUCCUCUCUACUCAAUUCUAAGAACACUGAAGCUAUUUCAUCCAUUCCAAAGACCACAUUUUCUCCAUUACCAUCAACAACCCAGCUAUCAUUGCGAGACGAGACUACAACUCCAAGCAUAUUACCUGGCAUUACUAACAGCUCCUUUUCUACUAUGAGCAGCGGUAAAGUGACAGAUUUCACAAAUACUUAUUCCAGAACUGCUGUCCCUGAAAGUGGGCUUUCACCUACUCCUUCAGAUAAUGCUCAUACUUCCCUGGCUACUCAGGUUUCUCCAUCUUUGACCAGCUUAAAGCGCACUCCUGGACCCACAGAAAAUGUAAAAGCCAUCACUGCGUACCUUUCCUCUCAUACCAAAAAGAUGACUUCCUCAUCAGAAAAUACUUUCUUAACAACUGAGUUAACAAAAAGUGCCACAUCUGUGAAUACUUCUGCUUUAUACUCUCCAUGGACCCCAUCCAGUACAACUACACUCUCUUUGACAUCACUUCUUCAUUCACUUCAUAGUACAGAAGCCAAGUUCUCUACUCCAAAGCUCUCCCCUCCUCCUACAUCCCAAAUGGUUGAAUUUCCAGUUCUGGGAACAAGAAUUACAUCUAGUAAUACUCAGUCUCUGCUUACAACUUCCUGGAACACACCCACCAUGACUCGUGUACCCACACCCAACAAGAUGGAAACAGAGACUCUACACCUUAUUCCUGGGUCUUUGUCAACAUUUGCAGCUUCUCAGACUGGUCUAGUUUCUAGAGGUGUUAUGGCAACAUCAUCAUUUCCUACACCAGAAAUUCUUCCUUCCUUUGGGCCUUCUGAGAGCCGUUCAUCAUCAAUAUCUUCAAGAGUUCUCUCUACCACUUUGGCUGACAUUAAGCACCCAUUUGAGAAAAAAUCCACAUUUGUAACCCCUGGAACCACCCUCCUAUCAAGUCCUCCUACAGUUUCCAAGGCUGCUACUUCACCUAUGCUGACUUGGAUAUUAUCUAGUCUCCCUUCAGGCUCCCCCCUGACAAUGGGAUCUAAUGCUUCUCCUGCUCCAACAUCCUCUAUAGUAAAGGUGUCAAAAUCCACAUUUUUAACUUCGGACACGAUACCAACAUACCCAUUCACUAACUUUGCCACACUACCCUUUGCUACAGGAAGCACCAUACUCACCAAAACCCCUCCUGUAUCUACACUAGGCAGUAUCACUUCUGGCUCCCCAACUUCUCUCCCUAUAUCUACAAAAACCGCAGAUGCCACUGUACACAUUUUUGCAUCCCCUGAGGCAUCCUCCAGAACCACCAUGACUGACAAUUCCAGGACUGUGUCUCAAUCUCUGACCUAUAGUGGAAUGAGUGCAUCACCUUCUACAACUGACCACGCCCACACGAUAUCUGUUGGUUCCACACCACCACCACCUAGCCCUACAAAAAUGACUGCAUGGAGCAGAUUUCCAGCUGCAUCAGCAUCCUCUGCUUUAAUUCCUCCUAAGCCCACCCUGGACUCCCUUAUAAAUACAAUCACUACUAAACCCACUGCUACUGGAGCCUCAAUUCCACUCAUAUCCACUGAGGUGACACAUCCUACAGCAACUGUGUCUUCACUAAUCUCUUCCUCUUUUGAGACAACCUGGCCGGACUCCACAUCUUCCAUCCCAUCUACAGAAUCAUUCACUUCACCAACUGCUGCCAGAUCCCCAGUUUCCUUCUACAAUAUUGAAAUGAGCUUGUCUAUCUCUGAAGAAGAGCCAAAGGUUCCUAUUACCAGUGUUAUAAAUGAAUUUGCAAGAAAUUGGUUGAAUUCUGUAUUUCAGCACAGUGAAUUUUCUCUUGCUAAUCUGGCUAUUCAAAUUAAUGGCAG